Messenger RNA from Batrachochytrium dendrobatidis JAM81, 1866 nucleotides. RefSeq lists its product as uncharacterized. NCBI's taxonomy places the organism in Eukaryota, Fungi, Chytridiomycota, Chytridiomycetes, Rhizophydiales. The record is from RefSeq and is a predicted model, not a curated record. Gene Ontology annotation, cellular component: cytoplasm; nucleus. The transcript has a single exon. The coding region runs from base 1 to 1866 and encodes 621 amino acids. Gene Ontology annotation, biological process: regulation of mRNA stability. Gene Ontology annotation, molecular function: poly(A) binding; metal ion binding.
AUGAUUAAGAAAUUGUCGGAUAUUAAUCCAGACUUGGCAGAGAGUGGGCCGAUGCUUAUCGAGUUUGUGCAGGCGAUGCUCGCUAAUGGAAAACAUCAAAACCAUGUCAGAACACAACUGGAAGAAAUACUGACUGCUGAGGAAGCAUCUGCAUUUUCCAUCUGGCUGUUUGAAUAUCUUGGUCAGAGUGUUGCAGUUGAGCAGACUGGUCGAGUUACGUUUGAUAUGGACGUAGAUUCAGACGAUACGAUUACUGCUUCAAAUCAAACAUCUGCUGUAUCGACCAAAUCAACUACUUCUGCAAGAUUCCCGACUUCUUCUAGAUUACUGAGUAUGGCUUUUAAACAGGCCACAGCUUCUACUCAACCGUCUGCUGUUCAAUCUCAUGCCAACAAGAGUCCGCUUUCAAAUUCUACUAAAAUGGACGCUAGGCAUUCUUUCGAGUCUGUAGAUAAUCACUUUGAUCAAAUAGAGCAUCAAAAACUAAAUCAGACAAGAUUGGGUUCUAAGCGAUCUAGUCAUACCAAGUCAGAUGUAUUGUCUAGACUUGGCAGUCUUGACAGAGCUCAUAAAUCCAAUCCCAAAAAAGAGUUGCGUUCGGAUCGUGUAGCUCAUAGAGCAAGCGAGUAUUUAAAUGCAAUCACUGGUUCAGGCUGCAACAAAAAGGUUGGCAUUUCAAAGUUGGAUAUUCAAUCUCGAUUGGGUAAAGACAAGACUGAAUCCAACAUACAGCAAGCAGAGUUCAAAGUCAACAAAAUUAUUUGGGAUCUUCCCAAUGAAAACAAGUCGAACAGUUCUGAUAUGGUUGCUGAUUCGAGUGAUAUGGAUCGUGAUAAUAAUCAGUUCGACAAGCGUUCCCACACACAAUCAUUUUACAAUUCCAGAGACAACAUGAAUAACAAAUCUGCUAGCUUGAUGCAGGCUACACACGAAAAUCACUAUAUGUUAUCGGCAGAUCGAAGUCGAGUAGUUCCGAUAGCUCAACGUAAAUCCGUGCCGUUUGCGCUUGCUGACGCGGCCAACACGAGAUGCAAAUACUUUCCUACUUGUGGGCGUGGUGAUACGUGUGCAUACUUUCAUCCUACUCAACCGUGUGUAUGGUAUCCCAAUUGUCCAGAUGGACCUAAUUGCAUGUUUCUUCAUCCAGCUGCAUCCACAAUUGACUCUGCAUUGAGGGAAGGGCUAUCCAUAGCCAGAUCAGGAUCCAUAUCAUCCACAGACAAUGAGAUGAUUGCUAAUCCUCAUAUGUGCAGGUUUCAAGACAAAUGUCUGCGUCCAAACUGUCGUUUAGCCCAUCCAAGUCCAGCCAGUAUCGCUGCGACUAAAACUCAAUGUAGAAACUAUCCUGAUUGCGCGGAUCCCUUUUGUUUGUUUUAUCAUCCCAUCGAGCCAGAUUUGGAUGCUUCGCUUGUUUAUGGCGGCGAAGGCAUUGAAUCUAGAUCUGGACGAACUGUGUUAUCAUCAUCGGUACCAGCUUUUGGUCGUAAGCGAUCUAUAGUGGCAGAUGGAAGUCAUCUACCUCAUCCUACAGGUGACACUGCAACCACCACAGCUGCAUUAAAAGAUUCCAUACCUGGUGUUUACACCAACAACGGAAAUAAUUUGACCCGUACGUCUUUGGGACCAAAUGGAGUUUCAAAAUCUAUGCAACCAUCAACUAAACUAUGCUGGAAUGGCAUAAAUUGCUUGAAUCGAUCGUGUCGAUAUUCUCAUACUGGUCCAGUCUUGCUUGGAUGUAAAAAUGUUUGGAGACGGCCAGGUUUAGAAACGACCACAUCUGCAGUGGCUAAACCUGCCAUCAGCCAACGGCAGUUUGCAUUAGCAGAUGCAGAGACGGAGCGUGUAGUGAUUGGAUCAGAUGUUUGA